AUGGAAGCAGCGGAGGAAACUCUCACUUACCUCCAUGACACCGGACUUCACAGGAAGCUGCUGCCAGGGGACAAGGGGGACAACAAGAAGAAGACGGAGCUGGAGGACAUUAAAGGCCACGAGUCCAACUAUGUGGAUCUGGACAUGAAACCGGAGAGCGCAAAAACUGUGAAAGUGACUUUUACCGGCGAGGGGAACCAGCUGUCUGUCAUCAAAAGCGACGGCUCGAAGCAGGGCACCGGGGACGAGCAGGGUGAGCCCCCCCCGGAGACCCGACUUCCAGACUCCGACCAGGGCUCAGAGAUCCAGGACGAGCUCCAGGACGAGCUCGACCCGAGCGACUGCAGCGAGCAUGUGGACGAGCUCCAGUACACCGACAUGUACCUGAACAGCAAGACCGAGUCGGACGACGGGGCCAGCGGCGUGCCGUCCGACCACAGCGGCUCGGACACCGUGGAGGACGAGUCCCACUACAUCACCACACACGAGAUCCAGCUGACCGAGCUGGACCACGACGUGGACUACGACCCGGGCCGCGGCACCUGCUGGGAGUUCGAGGACGACAACCUGGUCUACUCCUUUGUGGAUUACGCGUCGUUUGAGAGCGAUGAGACGCAGGAGGGGACCCUGGUCGUGGAGGGCAGGAGCCAGGGCAACCCGGGGGCUAAUCUGGGGGGGGCGGCUGUCAGCACCGAGCAGGAGGAAAGUGAUCUGUGCGCCAGCUCUGAUGAAAGCCUGUGCAACAAACUCCAAAGCGGAGACGCAAAUACUGGGAAAAUCCAUCUCUCCAUAAAAGCCACGUCCAGAGCAGUGCCCGAGCAGGUCAGGGUCCCGGAGAGCCACUUCUCGUUUGUUGGCCCCGGAGCCAGAGCCGGGCCCCUGAGCGACAGGAACCCAUAUUUCAUCCCCGCGCCGGGACGUCAGCACCUUGCGACCAAACUGAGACGGAAUGAGUAUUCGAGCGGAGCCUCCAGCUCCAUUAGCGAGCUGGAUGACGCGGAUAAAGAGGUGCGUAAUUUAACCGCCAAGUCUUUCCGCAGUCUGGCAUGUCCAUACUUCGAUGCCAUUAAUCUUAGCACCUCCAGCGAGUCCUCCAUGUCGGAAUACGGGCUAAAUAAAUGGUCAGCCUACGUGGACUGGAAUUAUGGAAACAUAUCCCGGGGGGGAGAGCGCAGCGUAAUUGCGCACAAGACGUCCAGUGCAACACUGGAAAUGAAGAACACUGUGGAGAGUAAGAGACACGAUGAGUCCACUGCAGACACGAAAUCACCCCAAAGCAAAAUGUACGCACUGAACAAGAGGACGACUUUUCAACAAGCUUCCAGCAAAAAGAUCCAAGUGAAAGAUCCAGUGCAGCCAGAGCAGCGAGGAGUGACGCUGAACUUCCACUGUAAUGUUGAAGCUCCUGAAGGCACCAGGCGUCCAAAAUGCUCUAAGAACCCACGAUCCACCGAGGACAGAUCAGGGUGUGACAUGCAGUGUCAUCUCACCGAGAGCCCGGGGGACACGCACAAAAGAGCCGUUUUUGCAUCAAGUUUGUUGAAAAACGUGAUUUCCAAGAAGAUGCAGUUUGAGAAGGAGCGCGAAAUGGAGAGGGGCGACAGACUGAUCCGUGACAGGCAGAGGAGCCUGGGAAGAGGCCUGCAAAGACAAAGCUCAGAGUCGGGCUCAGGACUGAGUGUUGAUGAUCAGCACAUGGAGGGCAGCAGACCCAGUUCCUGUGGUUCUGCCGACGAACUGAGAACCAACAGAGCCCCAGAGGAGUCAGAAAAGGGACAACAUGAGUGUCCAAAGUCAUCACUCAACCACAGUGAGAGCAGUGCAUUCAAUUCACUGAAAGCAGAUGAGCCAGAACCGGUGAAGGAGGCUGAGCCCGCAGCAAAGGAAGGAUUAGACACCAGCAGCAUGCUGACAAAACUGCUUUUUGUUCCAAGCUACCAGCUUCACUCAAAAGAGAAGGGUUCUGCAGAAGACAUGAGCCACACACCUGCCUCAGGCACAGCGGCCGGCCUGCAGAACUUUGAAAAAGAUGAAAUUGGAAAGGGGGGGAAACCGCCUGAGUUCAAAAUACGCCUGAGAACCGUGAAAGAGAAUAAAGGUUGCACAUUGAAUAUUGCCAGCCUGUUAACCCCUAAAAUAAGUUACAACUCUGUCAACACGCUCAGGGCAGCAGGAGAAGCUAAAUGCCACAUUGUAUCUGCCACGGAUAAAAUGCCAACCUUCACAGUCAGAGACAUAAGAGACACCAAAUGCAAGUUUCAAAUGCCGAUAUAUCGUGUCAGGGAUGUGCGUAAACUGGUAAAAAGCUCAUAUCGCUUUGUGUCCCUGGAUAAUAGUGAGAGUAAAGGUACCACAGCAGCGGAUAAACUUGAGGAAAAGGGCAAAACGGAGCCAGUGAAACAGUUAUCACCAUCUCCGAUUGUGAUCAAAUUUCACUCUGUGAAGACAAAUGUUAAAUCACAGGCAACCGAGGGGUCACAGACCCACACGGAGACAUGUGACAUAGCUCAAAGUGAACAUGCACCAUCCCAUUGCGUGACGAGCAGGGUGCAACCUAGCGUUUCCAAGCAGCCACACGCUGACCCAAACGAGCCCACGAUACCAAAGCAGGCUGCGAUAGAGAAGCUGAGAGCUGCAGUCAAAACCAUGGAGCAGCUCUAUGUGUUCGAUAGAAACGAAUGGAAGCGUAAAACUCAAGCUCCACAGCCCAUCACUGAAAGUCACGUGCGCUCGUUUAUAGCCAGAGAAGAGCAGGAAGGAGAACAUCUGGAGGCCCAGAACACCAACAGGAUGCCUCAGGUCACAGAAACAGAUGUAAUUGCGGUCCCAUUUAACAAUGACACUUUUAAAACACAAUCCCAGCAGAGUCAAACAUUUAGCAAUAAAAGCGUCCUUCAUCUCGGCAACGGCAACCAGGCACGUGUCAGCAUCAGUUCAGUCAGGAACUCUAUUCCACAAAGCUCUGCGCCGCAAACAUCGUCGACUAUGAAAAGCUCCCGGGCACCGGCGGCUCCACUGUCGGUGAGAAUCGAGCCCCCGAAACACGUCCAGGUGCAGCAGGGAAAGGUCAAAAUCAUUCCCACUAAUCCCACUGUCACACAGGGCUGCCCAGACUCCGAGAACUACCUAACCAUCCCGGGGAUGGGGUACACGAGUGAAAUCAAACUCUCAAAGGAGGGGAGUCAAGCCCACACAGGUGACGGCAACAUACCUGAGCGGAAAAGGUCACCGUUAAUCAUGGAGUACCCGGCUGCGAGCAUCUACCAUCACCCUGCAGCGGCAACCACGACAGGGCCGCAAUCCCCCCAGCAGGUGUUGUGCUUCUCCCCCACUGCGUCUUCCAUCAGGGAGGCCGGCCCACAGACCCAGCGCAAGAUGCUUUUGGACCCCACGACAGGACAUUAUUACAUGGUGGACACUCCCAUACAGGCCACCACCAAGCGACUGUUUGACCCCGAGACAGGCCAUUAUGUGGACGUACCCAUGACCCAUUCACCAGCAUCCCCUGUCACCCCUGUGCCUCUCUGCUUGUCCCCCCUGACAUUGACCCCAGGAGCGUUCGCCCCCAGCUACAUGAUCUACCCGAGCUUCAUCCCCUCGCCAACUCUCCAGGCUCAGGCCGCGCCGCCACAGUCGCCGUGCCAGUCCGAGGAGGCAGGCGGGUACAAGAUGAAAAACGCCAGAAGUCCGAGGCUGGAAACGAACACGACAGGUGCGGAGAGCGUGUAUUACACUGCGACGGGGGGGGCUCCUCCGCAGGGGCCGCUGCAGCUACCUGUGAGUUUGGGACACUUGACCAGCAGAGGAGGCGGAGCGAGCUCAGACAGGAAGCCGGUCAUCAGCAUCACGACGCAACAAGGUCCAAGAAUCAUCGCCCCUCCUUCCUUUGACGGAACAACGAUGAGCUUUGUAGUGGAGCAUCGGUGA
This is a messenger RNA of Limanda limanda (common dab), 3927 nucleotides long. RefSeq lists its product as uncharacterized. The coding region runs from base 1 to 3927 and encodes 1308 amino acids. The record is from RefSeq and is a predicted model, not a curated record. The transcript is spliced from 2 exons. NCBI's taxonomy places the organism in Eukaryota, Metazoa, Chordata, Actinopteri, Pleuronectiformes, Pleuronectidae.